AUGGCAAAGUUGGCUGUUGCGUUCACGGAGCUGCUUGUGCUUGCCCUUGUCCUGGCCCCAGCCACCGCCAGGAACGUGCCUGACCUCGUCACAGCAACCACCAAAACGCCAACCGGCGGCGACGCCAGUGCAGGGCUCGAAGACAAGAAAAACUUCGUCUUUGGUGGAGUCGGUGGCAUUGCUGGUGGUUAUGGUGGCGCUGCUGGUGUAGCUGGACUCGGUGGGCUCGGCGGCCUCGGCGGGGUUGGUGGAGUGGGUGGUCUCGGUGGACUUGGCGGGGUUGGCGGUGUGGGAACCGGCGCCGGAGGCGGUUUCGGCGGCGGCGGCGCUGGUGGCAUCACACCGUGA
Molecule: messenger RNA, 348 nt
Organism: Musa acuminata AAA Group (dessert banana)
Lineage: Eukaryota; Viridiplantae; Streptophyta; Magnoliopsida; Zingiberales; Musaceae
Product: glycine-rich protein 5-like
Exons: 1
Coding region: 1-348 (115 amino acids)
Source: RefSeq, a predicted model, not a curated record